GACUGGUUCCCUAUAUUGUAGUGUCCAUCAUUGCAAGGAGUAGAGGUGAUGGUCGGCGACCUGGAUUCUGGUGUGGGGAGCGGAGGUCUGAGAAAUGAAAGGCUUGAGAAAGAAUGAAUACUUGCGAAGGACGAUACUUGGCUUGAUGAUGCGGCACCGUUCUGGCCAUGAUAUAUGGAGCGACACAGCGACACCGUCUUGGUGAGUAGAAACCUUCAAGCCCCAUGCAUCAAUUUCCCCCUUCGUCCGAGAAGUGUGAAGAUUCCUGCAAAAAGAGAAAGAAACCCAGCAGAGAACGAUUCCGAAAACAAACACAGUUGCAUUCAAUGAAAUAGCAUGGGUACAGUAAGAGCAUCUGGGGGAUUAGAGCUUUACAAAAGACCGGGAAGGAUCUUCCCCCUAAGCAAAAGCACCUAAACUACUAUAGCUCAAGUCCCCCUUAACAAAAGAACCAUCCUUAAGACAGGACAGGAGAAACAAAAUAUGCUCUACUACCUAACUAAAACAAGAGGAAAGAAGAUUAGGAGGGAGGAGCAGACGCAGCAGAGUCAUCAGAGGAAGAGCUCCCUUCAGAAAUAGUGAACACAAGGUCACCAGGUUUGCUGGCUUCACCAGCAGACUUUGCCUUCUUGACAGAGGAAGUUUAGGAGGGGGACCAAGAAGAGAGGUUGAAGGACGAGGAGGAGGAGGAAUGUCUGUUGGAAGAUCAAGUACCAUGAGCACAUUGGGUGCACUAACAAACAUGAUGGAGGAGACACUUCGGAAUUCAGAUAGAUCAACACCUAGGUUGAUUAGUAAUUUGGUUAUGAUGGAGGCAAAAGGUAGGAGCCCCUUAUAGUGUUCAUCAGCCACAGGGAGGAGCUGGCCGAACAUAACACUUGCGAAAUCAAGCUUUCGCCUUGCUGUUGCACUUGAGAUAAUCCAUAGAUCCAUAUGAAGAACUCGAUCUUGAUUGAAGGACCGAGGGAAGAAGACAUGAGUAAGGAAAUAGUGAAAGAUUCGCAGCCGAGGAGGAAACCAGGCAGCAGGGAUUGGUACGUCAGAUCCACCAGUUGGCUCGAUGGAGAAGUUGUUAUACUCUACUUCAAUCUUGAAUUCGUGCUUCCAGAAUUCAUAAGGAUGAGCUAUUCCAAGCCCUUGAGAAGGAAACCCGAGUAUGCCGUUGAGAGCAUCGACUGGUAUGGUCAGCAGGUGACCAUAAACCAGUGUAGUGAAGCUCCUAGAGCUUAUUCCCUGACUUUGCAGAUUCGAGAAGAAGUAUUUCACAGCUCCAGGACAUGCAGGGUGAAGGGGUUGUCGGAGGAGAAAAUCCCACCCAAGUCCUUCGAUAAGAGAAACAAAGUCAUACUUGUAGACAUUGAAUUCGUAAGGAUCAAGCUGAGUAAUGUGAUGGAUCCUCCUUUUGUCGAAAUGUUGAAGAUACCGAUGAUGAUUCAGCACCAUUGGCUCAUGGAACAUAUAUCCAGAGAAGGUGUGAACCAGACCAUCGAAUCGAAAGGGGCGAGGAAGGCAAUCACUCAUGUUUGGAAAUGCUCAAAAGCUUUCGAAGUUUUGGUUGGUGUUUUAGAGCUACUGGAAUAGUGAGGAGGGUAAGACCAGAAGUACUCCUUAUAUAGGCAGAACACGUCAGGUAAAGGAGAAGAGGAAGAGUCUCUCUUAGAAUAAAGGGAAGGCAAAAAGUGUAAUGAUUAGUUUGUAGCAUGCAUGGCGUUGUCUUGGAACAACGCAAGCAUGAGCCGAAAAGAAAGGUUUAUGAAUUACCCGAGACACGCAAAAUGCCUAGAGCAAAAAGGGCCCAAUGAGUCUUUAGUUUGUAAGAUUUUUAAUCUGAGUAGAAGAUUUGAGCCCAAUCUCAGUGCAAAGUUGAAGGAAAGGUUCACUGGAUAAGGGUUUUGUGAAUAAAUCAGCUAACUGUGACUCGGUAGAAACGAAUUGUAAGCAAAUAUGACCUGCUUGUACUAGGUCUCUAAUAAAAUGAUAUUUUAUCUCAAUGUGUUUUGUCCUAGAGUGUUAAACAGGGUUCUUUGUCAUGCAAAUUGCACUAGUGUUGUCACAACACACCUGAAUAUUGCUUAAUUUAAAGCCAUAAUCUGAAAGCUGUGCUUUUAUCCACAUAAUCUGAGCACAGCAGCUUCCAGCUGCCAUAUACUCAGCUUCUGCGGUUGAGAGUGCAACUGCCCCUGCUUUUUACUAAACCACGAGACUAAAGCAGGUCCUAGGAACUGUACAGUUCCUGAGGUGCUUUUUCUAUCUACCAGACUUCCCCCAAAAUCUGAAUCACUAUAGCCUAUUAAUUCGAAUGAAUCAGAAAUUGGAUACCACAAACCCACAUUUGUUGUUCCUUUGAGAUAUCUGAAAAUUUGUUUUACUACUUUGAGGUGACUUUCUUUAGGAUUUGAUUGAACUCUAGCACACAAUCCGACCCUAAACUGAAUAUCUGGUCUACUAGCUGUUAAAUAAAGAAGAGAACCAAUCAUACCUCGGUAUUUCUUUUCACAUACUGCUGUUCCUCCUUCGUCUUUGUCUAGCUUUAGGUUUGUGGCCAUUGGAGUCAAACUUUCAUUCACAGAGUUCAUAUCAAAUUUCUUAAGCAUAGCUUCAAUGUAACUUGACUGAUUAAUGAAAAUUCCAGACUUAGUUUGCUUGAUUUGUAAGCCUAGAAAAUGGGAUAAUUCUUCCAUCAUGCUCAUUUCAAAUUCUGAUUUCAUACUUUCACAAAACUUUGUGCACAUGGAGGGGUUUGUUGCACCAAACACUAUGUCGUCAACAUAUAUUUGCACUAUUAGAGUAUCUGAGUCUUCUCUUUUAAUGAACAAGGUUUUGUCAACAUUUCCUUGACAGAAACCUUCAUUUUUCAAGAAUGUGGACAAUUUUUCAUACAAUGCCCUAGGUGCUUGUUUUAGUCCAUAUAAGGCCUUUGAUAAUUUGUACACAUGGUUUGGAUUUUUAUGAUCAAUGAAACUAGGAGGUUGACUAACAUACACUUCUUCUUUUAUUUCUCCAUUUAAAAAGGCACUUUUUACAUCCAUCUGGUAUAGAGGAAUUUUCAUAUAACAUGCAUAUGCACAGAGCAUUCUAAUGGAUUCAAUUCGUGCAACAGGUGCAAAAGAUUCUUCAAAGUCAAUUCCUUCUUCCUGUAGGUAACCUUGUGCUACUAGUCUGGCUUUUUUUCAACUACUGUACCUUCUUCAUCAGUUUUAUUUCUGAAAACCCAUUUUGUUCCUAUGAUUAAACAAUCUAUUGGACGUGGAACAAGUUCCCACACAUGCAAUCUAGCAAAUUGAAGUAGUUCUUCUUGCAUAGCGUUCAGCCAUUCAUCAUCAGUGAGGGCUUCUUUAUAAUUCCUAGGUUCUAGUAGAGAGAUAAGAGCAUACUGACCUGGUUGAUACUUACCUCUGGUGUGGAUACCAUCCUUGAGUUGACCAAUGAUAUGAGAUGGAGGAUGUCGUUUUUGAAUGUGUGCAGGGGCCUCCUUUUCUUCUUCUAAUUCAGUCAUUGGUUCACACUUGCUAGUAUAAUGUUCUUCAGGAGCUUCUAUUCCUCCCGAGUUUGUUUCUUCAGUAGAAACAGGAAACCAGAAAUCUAUGCUUUCGGCAGAACCCUUGUUAGUCCCCAUUGUUUCAUCAAAUUUUACAAACACAGACUCCUCAACUCUUUUGGUUCUAUGAUUAUACACUCUAUAUGCUUGACCUUUGGUUGAAUAUCCAAGAAAUGUAGCUUGAUCUGACUUAGCAUCGAAUUUUGAGAGAUGAUCCUUUGUAUUUAGAAUGAAACAUUUACAACCAAAUGGAUGAAAGUAACUUACAUUUGGUGUCUUUUGCUUUAAGAUUUCAUAUGGAGUCUUAUUUAUGGUUUUUCGAAUAAGUACCCUGUUGAUUACAUAAACUGCCGUCAUUACAGCUUCUCCCCAGAACAUUUUAGGUGUCCCAUAUUCCAACAGCAUUGUUCUAGCAGUUUCGAUUAUGGUUCUAUUUUUUCUCUCUACUACACCAUUUUGUUGUGGUGUUCUAGGUGCUGAAAAUGUGUGGUUAAUACCUCUUUCAUCACAUAGCUCUCUAAACUGAUCUGAUAUAAAUUCUCCUCCAUUGUCACUUCGAAUGGAUUUGAUUCCUAUCUCAGACUCAUUCAGUAUACGAUUUACAAACAUCCCGAAGCAACUAAAAGCUUCAUCUUUUGAUGCAAGUAGAUAGACCCAUGUAUACCUAGAGAAAUCAUCAACUAACACGAAACCAUAGGAUUUUCCACCAAGACUAGUUACGUGAGUUAGUCCAAAUAAAUCCAUAUGAAUGAGUUCAUAAGGGGCAGAGGUAGUUAUGUCCUUUUUGGACUUAAAGCUUUUCUUAGCUAACUUACCUCCAACACAAGCAUCGCAGAAGAACUUGAAAUUUCCUUUUAAAGUAGGUAUUCCCCUAGCAGACUUCAUUUUGGACAGCUUGGACAGUUUGGGCAAGGACACGUGUCCUAAUUUUCUAUGCCAAAGCAUUUCAGUAUCACACAUGCUGGUUUGAAAACAUGUCUCAUUAAAGGUCUUUAGACAAU
Linum trigynum is the source of this 4539-nucleotide messenger RNA. Lineage: Eukaryota; Viridiplantae; Streptophyta; Magnoliopsida; Malpighiales; Linaceae. The record is from the annotation of a GenBank genome assembly.